This is a messenger RNA of Purpureocillium takamizusanense, 2285 nucleotides long. It is a transcript of the gene LCB3, whose product is annotated as Long-chain base-1-phosphate phosphatase. Gene Ontology annotation, cellular component: endoplasmic reticulum membrane. The coding region runs from base 191 to 1858 and encodes 555 amino acids. The record is from RefSeq and is a predicted model, not a curated record. The transcript is spliced from 4 exons. NCBI's taxonomy places the organism in Eukaryota, Fungi, Ascomycota, Sordariomycetes, Hypocreales, Ophiocordycipitaceae. Gene Ontology annotation, molecular function: sphingosine-1-phosphate phosphatase activity.
GGUAAUCCUCCUCCCCAACUCUCUCCAGUUCCGGGCCACCUCCCGUCCACUCCUUCAGUUCUGCUUCCCCCGCUGGCGCUCAUGUCGGCGCCGGCCUCGCCAUUUAAGACUCCAACCGCAGCCCAUUGACACCCCCCGCGACACCGCGCAAGGGCUGUCGCAUCUACCAAACCCCCCCCCCGAAGCGACCAUGAGCGACGACGCGCUGCCACCUCGCGAGGCCCCGCCCAAACCCGGCGAUGUCCCAGACGCGGGGCUGAGGAGCCUCGACCAUUACAAGAGGGCGCUGCCGCGAUGGCGCUACGCCGUGCGCCAGAAGACGCUGCCGUUGAUCCGCUGGGAGACGCCCUAUCUCGCCUGGAUGCAGGAUAGGCUGCGCACGCCCGCUCUCGACAGCUACUUUGCCAUCACCGCCAACCUCGGCACACAUACCUUCUUUAUGAUCGGCUUGCCCAUGCUGUUUUGGUGUGGCAAUGCGUCCUUUGGGAAAGGCCUCGUCCAUAUGCUCGCCCUCGGCGUCUUCUGGACCGGCUUUAUCAAGGACUUUUAUUCCUUGCCGCGGCCGCUCUCGCCGCCGCUGCACCGCAUUACCAUGUCUGGUUCGGCCGCGCUCGAGUACGGCUUCCCCUCGACGCACAGCGCCAACGCCGUAUCCGUCGCCGUCUACGCGCUCCUCCUACUGCGAAGUCCCGAUAACACAUUUGCUCCCAACACGAAGCUGCUCCUCGAGGGGCUCUCUUACUUCUACGCCCUUUCCAUCGUCUUUGGUCGUCUGUACUGCGGCAUGCACGGCUUCAUGGACGUCAUAGUGGGAUCGACCAUGGGCGCAGCCAUCGGCUGGAUCGAGUACUACUACGGGCCUCCCCUAGACGAGUACAUGCAUUCGAGUGGCUGGAUGGCCCCCUUCAUCGCCAUGCUCGUCAUCAUCGUGUUCGUCCGCAUCCACCCGGAACCCGCCGACGACUGCCCCUGCUUUGACGACAGCGUUGCCUUUGCCGGUGUACUCAUCGGCUUGGAGUUCGGGACCUGGACGUACGGGAAGAUCCCUGGGGACCCGUGGGAGACACACGCCUACGGCAACGGCACGGUUGACACGUCGUCUUUGGGCCUCUGGAAGAAUGUGGCGAGAAUUGUCUUUGGCGUCCUUGUCAUCUUCGUGUGGCGGGAGACGAUGAAGCCGGCGCUCCUGAAACUGCUACCACACCUAUUCCGCGGCCUCGAGCAGGUGGGCUUGAACCUCCCACGACGAUACUUCACCCCAGCUAGCGAGUACAAGUCGGUGCCCCCUGGCUCGCGGCUCGACACGCUCUUCCCCAAGGCGUCCGACUUCCCUCGCAUGGUGGAGAGCAUCCGCCACCCCACCACGCGAGGCAGGUCAGUGUCCAUCGGGCCGCAGAGCGCGGCGGAUGCGUACGAGACGCUGGCGUAUCGCGAGCGACGCCGUCGCGAGAGCAUCGGCAGCAACAACAGCCUCAAGAGCAAGUCCAGCAACAUGGACCUAUCGAGUGCCGCAGACCCGGGGCCAAAGGACGCGGACAGCUCAGGCAGGGUCGCGCAGGCGUCCGGGUCGCAGAAGCCGCCCGCGCACGAGUACGAAAAGAUGAUGGGGGACGGCGAGGUUGUCAUGACGCCUGUCGAAGAAAAUGGGGCCGCGGGCGGAUUCAACAACGAGGGGGAGGAGCUGGCGGAGAAGGAGAUGUUUUCACGGCUGGUCCGACCGCGAGUAAGAUACGACGUGGAGGUGGUUACCAAGCUGGUCGUCUACACCGGAAUCGCUUGGUUCGCGACGGCCCUGAUUCCCAUCAUGUUCGAGAUUGUAGGCCUGGGCACGAACCACCUACAGGCGGUAAUGAGAUGAGCUGGCGCACCGGGACCAGGAGAUGGAUGAUGACCGACAUGCACAUAGAAGAAGCAGAGGGCGGCGGCCCCUUCCUCCCCCCUUUUACCGUUGCCAUCCCGCUCUGGAACAAGGCGAGAGGAGGUUGGGCCGCGUCCCGUGUAUAAGAUACCUAUACUUACCGACUUUACUGCACAUGUGCAUGGCCUUUGUGGCGAAUUCUACGCGGGAGGUUCUUGAUGCCUCCUCUGCUUUCCUUCCCGGACGGAUGCCUACAAUGGACGAAUCCGACCAAGCUGUAGGUAGGCCCAUGGAUCGGCGAGAUGAUGAGAUCAUCGCGCUGCACAUGAGAAAAAAGGGAGCCGAAGCACAGAGAGCACACUGCUGAAUGCGGGGUGAUCAAUUCUUGAUCGUGGUAUAAACGAGCUAUCCUACAAUAUAUGCCUCC